Saccharomycopsis crataegensis is the source of this 4452-nucleotide messenger RNA. RefSeq lists its product as uncharacterized. NCBI's taxonomy places the organism in Eukaryota, Fungi, Ascomycota, Saccharomycetes, Ascoideales, Saccharomycopsidaceae. The record is from RefSeq and is a predicted model, not a curated record. The coding region runs from base 1 to 4452 and encodes 1483 amino acids. The transcript has a single exon.
AUGGAUUCAUUAUUUGGAUUCAAGUUUGGAUCACUGGGAAUACAUGUUUCCACCAAGGAAGAUUCCAUUACAGAAGAUUCCACUAAAGAAGUUCACACUAAAGAAGACUCCAAAAAACAAGAUUUGACUGGAGAAAGCUCCACUGCAGAAUAUCCCAUUAAAGAAAAUUCCACUAAAGAAGCUCCGAUUCAAGAAUGCUUAGAAUCAUCAUUUCCUGUGGAAAAAGAGGUUAUAUCACCAUUGAACCAAGUAUCACUAGAUUCACAUUCAGUUAUAGAUACUGAGCCCAAAGUACAAGUACCAGAUCAGCAUCCCGACAUUUUCCCAAACUUUGAGACUUCUUCAUCCUUCAAAGAAGCCAUAGGUGAGGUUUCCCAAAACCUCCUAAAUCUACAACUCGAUUUGACCCUUGAUAGCGAAACCAGAGCCACAGAACUCAAUGAUCGAUUGGAUCGUUUUACCAAAUUGCACGCGCAGAAACUCUCGCAGUUUGUUAGGUCUUUCACCAUGAAGGUUAAAAACUUGGAACGCCGAACAGGGUCAUUAGAGCAAAAGUUUCUCACCGAAAAGCAUCACAGAGACAUUUCUGGGAGUACCAUCAAUAAAAUCAAUGAAAAUUUCGAAUCUCCGGAAAGUCAAAAUGAAAGAAAUCUGGUUAGCAGGGCUGAUGAUGUUGGCAAUGAUACUACAGAAGAGCAUACGUUAGAAACUAUUGAAGAGGAAUCUUAUAUUGUCGAUAGUAUAAUAAAGUUGAACGAAAGAUUAGAUGAGUUAACGCAUCAGUUUGAAAUUUCUGAUUCAUUAAAGGAACAAAACCCAUUUGAAGAAGCAUCUUCUUCUUCUUCUUCUUCUUCUUCUUCUUCUUCUUCUUCUUCUUCUUCUUCUUCUUCUUCUUCUUCGGAAACCAAUGAUGAUGGUUUCAAACACGAUGAAGAAAAGAUCCAAUCAAUGAUCCAGAAUGCAAUGAAUGAACGUGCUAUCAAACACGCAGACAGAAUUAGUGCUUUGGAAUCGAGUUAUGAAAACAUUGCCCGAUCAUUGGAAUCAUUAUCAAUGGCCAAGCAGACUCCCAAACCAAUAUCAUCAUCCGUUAUUGACGAAAACCAUAGUGAAAAUGUGCACUCAGAAGCACAAUACCAAAAGAAACUAAAUACUAUCAAGUCAAAAUUGCGUCACGUCGAUAGUGAACUAGAUGUUUUCAGGCCAACCUCAUCAAGCGCAUCCACUUUUUUUGAUGCCGAUGAAGACGUGGAGGAAGGUGAUGAGCCAAAAACAUUGAUAAUUGAUCCUCCUACUGAUGAAUUUAUGGCGAUUACCAAGGAACAUAUUGAUGCUGCUGAUAUCACCAAAGAAGAUGCUGCCGAAGUAACUAUCACAAACCCCCUUGAUAAUAUUGUGGAAAAUAUCGAAAAACCUUGUGCCAUAAGAUCUGAGGAUUUAGAUGCACACAUUUCAAGCAUCAUCGAUUCCAAACUUGCCGAACUUAGAGCAUCCAUAAUGAAUGAAAUCACCACCGCAAAUUCGUCAAGCUUCACGGAUAUACAACAACAUUCAUUCUCCCAACUUCAUACUCCUACGAAUCAAUUAGACGGAUAUCCACAAUCAUCACCACCAUCGUUUCAAAAACCUCUUCAAGAACAACCAUCACCUUCAACCGUUCAACUAUCAGAACCAGAAAAAUCCAAGGUGAUGCUACCAUCCCCUAAAGUUUCUCAAGACUCUCUUCCAUUAUCGUUGCUGUCCAGCGACAGUACGUCUGCAUCCCAAAUGACCAAUAAUAUCCUCAACUCCAUUCUCUUGAAAUCGCAAAACUAUAAUGAAACAUUAAGCUCUGAGGUUGAGUCUUACUUACUGGUUGGAAAUCUGAUGAAGGAUAUAGUUACCCAAGAUAACGAUGAUGACAUCACCACUGUGGAGGUUUUGUCGAAUGAUGGAACUUUCAAAGCUGAUAAUCCUGCAUACGAUAUAUUGCUAAAUGCUGGUGAUAAUGGUCAAUAUAUUAUCAAUUCUAGUGUUAAGGAAAAUAAUUUGGAAAACGCCUGCUUGAGUAUUGAUAGCGUCACCGGUUCACCAGUUACGCACACUCAUCACGAUCAAGAUGAGAUUACUGGCUAUACUGGGUCUUUUGAGGUUAGGGAUUGCGCUAGUACUAUGAGCUCUGAUUAUCCACAUAAAGAACUCUCUAUUGAUGAUAAGGAACAAGAUUCGUAUCUUGAUGUUUAUGAGCCAUCGAAAUGUGCUAAAGAUGCUCCAAAUAAAGAUGAAAUCUCUGGUUUAGGUCUUGAAACUAUGACUAUAGAUGAUGGUAAACUUAAGACACAGGAAGAAAAUCUACCAUCAGAGAGACAAGACGGAGAUAUUUGUGAGAGCCCGGAUGAUGGCAAGGAUAAUGAUAUUGUGAUUGGCUCCAUUGGCUCCACUGAUAAUGCCGAUGCUUCUCAUACCAUGGGCGCUUCCUUUGAUGAAUGUAACGACCGUCGAGAUUCUUUUGAAGCAGGACAACCAAAUGAUAUUAGUAUGGAUUCCUCAAAUAUAAUCCCCAAAUCUGAAAAUGAUACCAAUCAAUAUUCAAGACCCACUUCCUUCAAAGAGAAACAUUCCUCGGUGAUAAUUCCAAGUCCAACUUUUUCUGUUGUUAAGUCGUUGGGGCCACGGAAUUCUGAUGUUCCUGAUUUUUUUGCUUCCGAACCACUGCUUGUUGAAAUUCGUGAAAUGGUUAAUUCUUUGAUAAACAAGCAAAACAAGAGAUUUGAGAAGCGAUUGAGCAGUGCAAUUGAAGGCCUUCAACAACAAUUUGGGAAAUUGGAAGAUGGUUUGGCUAAACAAGAAAAGUCUGUGCAAGAUUUGAAACGCUGGCAAGGUAGGAUGUUGAAGAAUAAAAUUCGUCAACAUUCAAAAGAUUUUGGUGGUAUUAACUUCAGCUUGGGGAGUGAAGGAGAUUUCAAAUUUCCCGAGACUGGUGUUGGCAGGGCAAGCGAUGACCUGAUGGUGCAUCAUGAAAAACACAAAAUAGCGGAUCUUGGGGUUGCCACAAACACUGAUAAUUUGACGUUGGAAAAAGGGGCAGCUGAGGAAAAUAUUGAUUUGAAUACCGCUAACACCAAUAAUCAUUCAGACAAAGAGGAGGUUAUGUCUAAGCUUCCAAAUGAUUAUGAUACCAAUGCAAAUUUGCCUUACGAAACCCAGGAUACAUCAAAUCGGGCUGAAAAUGUGCUUAUUCCAGAACAUCAACAAUCAGCUUUUAGAACAAUAGACCAUAUGCAAUCUUUGAAUUUAUUGAAGCCUUCAGAUCAGCAAACGGGAAAAACUGGUGGAGGAAAUUUGAUGGAAGAACCAUUGUUACACCAAGACUCAAAUACUCCAAAUAUCGAGGCCAUAAGACAGAUAAGUGGAGAAAGUCCCGAAAUUAACACUAGCCCAGAAGAUCAAAAAGCUUCAGCGAAAGAAAAAGAUUACGAUGAGAAAUAUAAUACUUUAAAAAAGGAACUUGAUGAUCUCAAAGAAAAAAUUGACAAGAUGCAAGAAACUCAAGAACACAUGUCUCCAAAAUCUGAAGUUGAAAGUAUUUUCAGACAUCCAAGCUUCAACAAGUAUACAAUGUAUUCCAACAAGAUGCAUAGAAAGCUCCAAGAAAACGAUAUUGAUGCUAGAGUUGAUGAGAGGCAGAAGCAGCUUUUGGAAAUGGUGAACAUUAAUAACGAGUAUCUCAUCAAGCAGCUGGUAAAGGAACAUCUUUCUGCAUUUCAAGAGCGAUUGGAUAUUAAGAAUAAACAAAUCCAACAACUAAAACAUGAUAUUAGAAUGCUUUACCAUUAUGCGAAUAGAAAUAAUGACAUAGAUAGGACGGUCGAGAAGCAUAAAGCUGAAAGCCGUUUGUUUGAUGGUGAUGCCCAGGUCAGACCAAAGGAUGGUUUCCAUGAUGAGCCAAAAUCUGUGAUAUCCCAAUAUCAUCAUAGAGAACAAUUUGUCGGUGCUGCUGGUGAGCAUGAAAUAAUGCCUGAAAAGAUGAGUGGUAAAGAACCUGUUAUUGACGAGGAGAUGUUGACUGUCAUGAGUAAAAUUUCAUUUGAAGGUGAUCAAACCGGCAAAGGAGAAUCUUUCUUGAGACACAAUAUUGAUAACGCCGAGCUAACUCAACCAGAAGGGUCGAAACAUCAUUUUAAAAUAAAGCAUCUUCUGUCAAUGUCUCCAGAGGUUAUCAGAGACGAAAGAAGCCCAAAACUGGCUGAUAGAAAGGCAAGGUUUGUAUUGUUGAAGACCGGCGGUCCUGAACCUGCUGAUGAUGGCAAACGUUCAACCCAUUUUUUGAAAGAGCCGGUUGGAAUCUUUCCAGAUGCGUCCAUUGGCAGAAAGGACGGCAAAGGAUUGUUUACGGUUAAAAGCUCGAAGGCUUUGACUUCCGGGAAACAUGCUUUUAGUAGUAGUCUUUGUAGACAUAAGCACAGCAGCUAG